Camponotus floridanus (Florida carpenter ant) is the source of this 1172-nucleotide messenger RNA. RefSeq lists its product as uncharacterized. Gene Ontology annotation, biological process: reciprocal meiotic recombination. The coding region runs from base 252 to 1169 and encodes 305 amino acids. The record is from RefSeq and is a predicted model, not a curated record. Gene Ontology annotation, cellular component: site of double-strand break. The transcript is spliced from 6 exons. NCBI's taxonomy places the organism in Eukaryota, Metazoa, Arthropoda, Insecta, Hymenoptera, Formicidae.
AAUGGCGAAAUUUGAUCGAACGAAGUCAUCCGUUUGCGAGAUAAGCCAGAGAAUUAACUUGUGAUAUCUUCUCAUUCCAGGAAUUUCUUCUUCUUCCAUGAUUCUAUUGGCAUCGUCUGAACAAUUGUUUGACUUCAAAAACGUUCGUGCAGUAAAAUUCAGUGGAUAGAAUUGGAUUCAACAAUAGCCUAACAAUCCGGAUUCGCUUUCAGCUGGUGCUACCACGUGCUUCCUCAGGUUUAUGAAUUAAAAUGAAUGCCGAUUCUGCUUACAUUGAACCAUUUCUCUAUGACUGGGUGGACCAUCUCCAGAAAAUUAUGAAUGAGCGGAAGCAAGAGAUCAUAAAUGAAAAAUAUUUAAUCAUGCCGUGUGAAGCACUUACAACGCACAUUAUCAAAGCUUUCACCUACAUAGCAAACUACCUAGGACUGGACCAUCAUGUAAAGUAUAUGGCUCUUGAAUUGUUUGACAAAUUUAUGAACAAAUACUUUUGCGAGAUAUAUAAUGAGAAGAACGAUCAAUCUGAUGAGUGGUGGGAAAACUUUAAGAAGAAAACUUGCAUUCAUAAAAAAUUAUAUUUCAUGUCGUGCUUUCAAGUGGCAUGCAAAGUAAAUUCUCAUCCCAAUAGUUUAAAAAUAUCACAGGUUCUUGAGUUUCUACAUAUAAUUGACAAAAAUUAUGAAUACACUCAAGAUGUGGUAUCUUCUAUAGAAAUAGAAAUUCUCAAGAAAGUAGGAUUUAGAAUGCCUUUCUACACACCAGUAUACUGCAUUGAAAUUCUUCUUGCAGCAAUAAACUUUUUAAAACUUCCUUUUAAUGGAAGUAGAGAACCAAUAGAAUACAGAGGAACAUUAUUUACCACUUCAAUGCAAUUAUUAGACUUAGCUUAUUUUGAGCAUGAAAAACUGUAUCAUCAUUUUCAAUUAUAUUUGGGAUUUUACAAAAAUGCUUCAAUGUGCAAUCAAGAAAAGGAACUGAGACUAAGAGUAUUGAAAUCAAAUACACUCUUUCUAAGUGCAGCAAUAGUGUUGUGCGCAAGAUAUAUUUUAUACCCAAAUAUUAGCGACACUACAGAUAAAAUUAUUGUAGUAAACUUAGCAAAAUUAGUAAAUGCAAGGAACAUUGAUGUUAUCGUUAUGGCAAAUAUAUUGUUCCAAAUAAUACAAUAAUAC